UUUCAUAAAAAUUAUUAAAAAAAUGAUUCACUAAUUUUGAAACUAUAACAUUAACGGAUCGUGGGUUAUAUACAUAAUAAAUAUUUAACAAGAGGCUAAAAUAUUUAAAUAGUAUUAUCAUUUAUGAAAUGAGCAACCACAUACCUACACUUUCAUUCCGGGGGUGCUCUUCGCAAACACAUACCCACCUCACGUUUACUAUCAUUCCAAGGGUGCUCUUCUCGCCGCGUUGCGUGCGUGCGUGCGUGCUUCAACACCAAACGCCACACACCAAAACGCCACCCUUUCUCUACACUCGCAACAUUCUAUAAUUUUCCAAAGCUUUCACUCUUAUGAAGCUAGGGUUUCCAUUUCACUCACCCAGGCCAGGAAUUGAGUAACCUAUGUUCAGUGAUCGUGAUUGGAAGGUUGCAAUUUGGUUUAUCUGAUAGUGUAACUUCGUACCAGCCGUUGAAGUGACCGAACACUAGAAGGUCAGUCUCUAACAACUAAGAAGUUUGGAAGGUAAUCCUGAUUUUUCUUGUAGUGAUGCAGGAAAUGCUCGGUGACUUGUCCUAAUUGCAUCAUUAAUUGAAAUUCAAGGCUCGGAAAGCAUUAAUUUAGAUGUGCAGUAGUUUUCUUUUUUCGAGUGUUAAACACUAUGUCUAUUAGAAGAUCCCCAUUCCCUCGUCUCCUCCUCAACAAUGUGUCUUGCAUGAGAAAUGCCCAGCAAGUUCUGCGUCAUGUGAAUGUCUCUAUCCAUGAUGGUGGGGCACUUGUGCUAACAGGUGCAAAUGGCUCGGGAAAGACAACUUUCUUGCGCAUGUUAGCUGGGUUUUCCCGUCCUUCCGCGGGUGAAAUCCUUUGGAAUGGUCAUAACAUUCAAGAAUCUGCAAUAUUCCAUCAGUAUAAGCUUCAGCUUAAUUGGCUCUCUCUCAAGGAUGCCAUUAAUGAUAAAUUUACGGUUCUUAACAAUGUACAAUGGUUUGAACUUCUUGAAAGCAAGGAAGGGAAGGCUUUGCCUGCACUUGAGUUGAUGGGACUAGGAAGAUUAGCCAAUGAAAAACCACGGAUGCUAUCUAUGGGCCAGCGGAAGAGAUUGCAACUUGCCAGAUUGCUUGCAAUUGAUCGCCCCAUAUGGUUGCUAGAUGAGCCUUCAGUUGCACUAGAUGAUGAUGGUGUGAAGUUACUUGAGUAUAUCAUUGCAGAACAUAGGAAACACGGAGGAAUUGUGAUUGUGGCGACCCAUCUACCCAUUCAGAUAGAAGAUCCCAUGAUCUUGAGGCUUCCACCAAGGUUUCCAAGAAGGAUGACCCUAGUGGAUAUGCUUGACCGGGCAGAUAUCAGUUGAUUCCUAUUUUUGUUCACAUUUUUGUCAAGUUCUGCUAUCAGUUCUCGCAAUGUUUUGUAUCUUCCAUAAAAAACACUUUUAAGAAGCCCUGAAAAUCAUAUUUUGUGGGGGCAAUCAGGCUUCAGCUGAAAAUGCGAUAAAAUUAUUAUUCUGCA
Cajanus cajan (pigeon pea) is the source of this 1485-nucleotide messenger RNA. The record is from RefSeq and is a predicted model, not a curated record. NCBI's taxonomy places the organism in Eukaryota, Viridiplantae, Streptophyta, Magnoliopsida, Fabales, Fabaceae.